Vespula pensylvanica (western yellowjacket) is the source of this 1641-nucleotide messenger RNA. RefSeq names its product circumsporozoite protein-like. Bases 119 to 1396 code for a protein of 425 amino acids. NCBI's taxonomy places the organism in Eukaryota, Metazoa, Arthropoda, Insecta, Hymenoptera, Vespidae. The record is from RefSeq and is a predicted model, not a curated record. The transcript has 6 exons.
AAUCAAUGUUGACGAUAUAAAAGAGACAAAAGAAGACGUCGAUAAGAAAUCAGAACUAGAAAAAAGCUUUACUCUCUUCGAUUUUGAACCUGUCUUGUACUUCUUUAAGAUAUCUCCAAUGGUAUUCGAUGAUCGAUAUUACCAAGAUCAUGUUUUUGGCGUAAUAUGGUUACUUUUUUCUAAACAACAAAAAAAGUUUCCAAAUAUUCCUCAAUUACACUGGUGUUUAAAAUUUUUGCAAGAAUUGAAAAAUAAUGAUGGCUCAUACACAGAUGAUGUUAAUCUGUGUAUUCAAACAGUUCAAGACAAUCUCAUUAAGCAAUAUGUCAAAUUGGGAAUUCUUUUAAAAUCUACGAACGAAAAUAAACAAAAAGAUAAACAGUUAGUCUUAAAUGAACAGGACUUAAUAUUAGAAAAAGAAAAUGAUAUAUUACCACAAGAAAUUGUACAUGAUAACUCGGAAGAAAUACGUGACAACCCGGGAAAAAUACAUGAUAACCCGGGAGAAAUACAUGAUAACUUCGGAAAAAAACAUGAUAAUCUCGGAGAAAUACAUGAUAACCCGGAAGAAAUAAAAGAUGGGCCGGAAGAAAAACAUAAUAACCCGGAAGAAAUACGUAAUAAUCCGGAAGAAAUACAUAAUAACUCGGAAGAAAUAGAUAAUAACCAGAAAGAAAUACGUGAUGGUGAAACAAAAGAAGAAACACAUGUAGAUAAAACGGAAGAAUUAAUAGUUAUUUCAGAGAACAUUAAAUCAUUCGAUGACAAUAAAAAUAUCUCUAAUGAGAAUGUGGAUAAAUACUUCAUUAAAUCCACGGAAUCCAAUCCAAACGGGAAUCCAAACGGGAAUCCAAACGGGAAUCCAAACGGGAAUCCAAACGGGAAUCCAAUUGAGAAUCCAAUUGGGAAUUCAAUUGGGGAUCCAAACAGGAAUCCAAUUGGGGAUCCAAUUGGAAAUCCAAACAUAGACUUUCGAUUGUGUGGAACAUCAUGUGAAAAAGAAACACUAUUGAAUGAAGAUGAAUCUAAAAUAACAAGUUUAAUAUAUACUGAAAUGCUAUUAAGAGGUCCACUUCCUUGCAUUGAACAAAUGAAUGAUAAAUAUAAUAUAUCGGUAGAAACUCGUAUCUCUUUGGGAUCACUUAAGAGGUUUAUGGAAGAAUUUAAUUUACCAGAAGAAUCUCUUGCAACUAUGAAUAAGAAACAGCUAAUAAAUUUUUUUAAUAAUGUAAGGAAGAAAUAUAUGGAAACAUUAAAAGAACAAGUUGAUAAAAUUUAUAAUUUAGAGAAUAUUAUGAAGGACAUUGAUAAACAAUCAUUUAAAGCAUAUAUAACAAAUGAUUUGAUAAAACGUUUAAACAAAUUGGAAGAUACUGAUAAGGAAAAUAACAUGUAAUCGUUAUUAAAAUUUAAGUACAUUUGAAAUGGAACCAGUAUGUUACCUUUGUUUUGACUUCAUCUCUUUCGAAGUAUCUCAUAUUUCGCGCCAAAUACGUCACCGUACGUAUACGUCAAUAUGAGACUGGAGCGCCUAAUGCAUGAAACGGAAUGUAUCUCUAUCACUCGCCUCAGCUGUGCGUGAAUAAAUCUCAAUAAAUAUAAUUUGUAUACAAAACAAAAUUACUUAAAAUUAACAAUAAC